Molecule: messenger RNA, 2379 nt
Organism: Echinostoma caproni
Lineage: Eukaryota; Metazoa; Platyhelminthes; Trematoda; Plagiorchiida; Echinostomatidae
Source: the annotation of a GenBank genome assembly
AUGAAUCAAGUGAUCCGAUCGAGCGGUUCGAAGCUGAUGACCGAUUGCGAGACUGCCACAACAAGUGCCACUCACAAUAGAUCGAUGACGACAACAACGGCCACCGCGAUGUCCGAAGAUGGCCUCGUGACCAGUCAAUCGUUGUUCGGGGCACAAUUCUCCCGUCCGGAUAAGAUGGAGACACGGUCAACAAGUGGGUUUUCAUCAACCCUAGGGACAAUCAAAAAGACUGAAUGCACAUCGGGAUCCGCAAUGAUUGAGACGUCCGAUACAGACACCACCGAAGGAGGUGUUGAGCCUGUUCCCAAUGUGCAAACAGAACUCACCCCAUGGCAGUCUAUGGAAAGUUUACUGGAUCCCGAUGGGCCAAAGACUACCAAAGAAAUGUGGCAUGGAAUCCCGCAAUCAGAAGCCAGCUGUAUGAAACCAUUCAAUGGAAUUUCACAAGAAAGUAGUAUCCGAAUAGCGGAAAAUGCACAUAUCGACAGGCGGCUCAAUGAAAAUCCAACUUCACACGUGAAAUCGGAAGGUUCCGCUUUGAGUAACCGAAUGUACACGAUUGAUUGCAUCCUCUCACCGACUGCGUCACUUGAUUCAUCCACUGAUGUGCAUACAACAACCAACUCACCGUACAGCAGUCCAUCAGCAUCAAUAUUACCCACACUAGCACCACCCCUAAUUCGACCAACUAAAACGGAUUUUGCAAGUAGCCCCAAAAUGUCUUCACACACCUGCUUGAGUGCUUUUCCUGAGAUAUCCUCAUUCGGCUUAACAGGAUCGGGGCAAACUGUUACUGCCUCCACAGACACCAAUAUCACAAACACGACUAGCACUGUCCCCAGUAACACCGGUGACUACCCCAACAACUGCAACAUUAACAAUAGCACCAAUAAUACAACUAACACAGCCGCUUCGUUCGAUUUCUGGUUUGCUCUAUUUUUCGAACUGUGGACCCAGCGAUUUCGAGAAAUACAGUCCCAAAUGACACAAGUGCAACCGAUCGAUUUUCGACUAUCGGCUACUGAUAAUCGUCGUGGAAACUCCGACUGUGACACUUGUAUCGCACCCUCGUCUAUUCUCAUGAAUUGGCCUACAACACCUGUGAUACCCGGUGGUAAAGCGGAUCUAUCUACCGAGUCUCGAUCAAAUAUUUAUACCACAGAACCGACCUCAGAUCCGAAUUUGCAAUUACCCUACUCACUUCAGUCGCUCGCUUCUUUGCGUCCCAUUGUGCCAGGUUUGGUUGAUAUCCCAGAGGCUUACUCGUUAGCAUCCACACCAAACAAACCCACCAUGGGUCCCGCAGUGUGCAACAAUGCGUACAAGCUCACCUCAACAGACACCAUUCGAAACUUCUGGAAUCGAAACCAAAGUGAAUCUCACACAGGAUUGUCUAAUACAAAUAUGUGGAAAGAUUAUCAUUCGUUUUCCUCUCGAGUGAAACAAUCGUCUCCAUCCAAUAACAGCUGGUUUUCCGAGUCCAUGGUGCCCAAUCUUCACGCCGAACCGCAGUCACUCAGUUUGAAUACAUCACAAGCGAAAGAUUAUUGUAGACCUUUGCACGGUGAUCCAGAGCACCCUCAGGCGAUUAAUGCUAGUGCGCUCACCUUGAUUGACCGUGCAAAAGGUUUAGCUACAACAUCCGGAACGAUUUCGAAUGUCAAACGAAAUACCACCGGAUCAAACCGAUCCACCGCUUUGUCGUUCACAAACCGAACAGAUAUUCCUCGUCCCACGAACGGCGGACGAAGAACCCGUGGCUAUCGGGCACUUCCUUUCCCCAUCGGAAAACGGGAUGGACGAAUGCAUUACGAGUGCAAUGUAUGCCAUAAAACGUUUGGUCAGUUGUCAAAUUUGAAAGUUCAUCUACGCACGCACACCGGGGAGAGACCGUUUCGAUGCACUGUUUGUGACAAGGGAUUCACUCAGUUAGCCCACUUACAAAAGCACACCUUGGUGCACACGGGUGAGAAACCGCAUCAGUGUGUGGUCUGUGAAAAGCGAUUUAGCAGUACAAGCAAUCUCAAAACACAUAUGCGUUUACACAGUGGAGAAAAACCGUUCAAAUGUAAACUGUGUGAUGUAAAAUUUAGUCAGUUUAUUCACCUCAAAUUGCAUCGUCGAUUGCACUCGUCAGAUCGAUCGUUUAAUUGUCCAAAAUGCCAACGGAAAUUUACCUCGUACGGUUACUUGAGAAUGCAUUGGGAACGUGAGGACUGCUACUCAAAAGAUCAACUUCCACCCGAUCAAUAUUUGUGGAUGGACCUUUCCAAUCCGGCAUUCAAUAACAGCGAGUGCGAUUUGAAUCAAUCCGGUGAAUUUGCGCACACUGCCGACGCAUAUUGGAAUGGAUCGUCGGAACACCAAUUAUCACAUUGA